Molecule: messenger RNA, 798 nt
Organism: Fusarium vanettenii 77-13-4
Lineage: Eukaryota; Fungi; Ascomycota; Sordariomycetes; Hypocreales; Nectriaceae
Exons: 1
Coding region: 1-798 (265 amino acids)
Source: RefSeq, a predicted model, not a curated record
AUGUCUGGACCAUCCUCGUCCUCCUUCAUCAAGUCAGGACUGGGCAACUCGUGGAAUGAGCAGAUGUGCCGACGGUUGGCAUGGCUCCGUGAUCUCGGCGUCAUGGGCAGGGUCCAUCUGCAUCCACUCCCCGACGGAUUGCUCGGAUUCCACGGAAUGCCACUCGAAAACUCCGACGAUUGUCUGCCUUCAAACGCAGGCACUGACUUGGUCGUUCUAGCGCUGAGGGAUCCCAGAAACCAUCCUCUGAUGGGCGGACACAUCACCCUCCUCAGUCGCAGAGACUCCCAUACACAUGUGGCCUGGGGGGAGGCUCUGGACCGGCUGAUAGCAUUGUGUGCUGGCGGUGCCACAACGAGAGCCUCCGAUGUCUCAUACGUCUUGUCAACAGCAAAGGAAAGCUACCUCGCUGAUCGCGAGCAGCUCGCCUUUUUUGUUCAGAUGGCGAGUGAGGACUACCGAUACGUUCUGAACCAGGAGGAACCAGUGAGAGCAUGGCUCACCCAAUGCAUGGCUCGCAUGUUUGGAGUGCAGGCCCCUUCACAGCCCGACAUGAAUUGGUGGCCACGCGCGCGGGAGCACGUUGAAUUGGGAGACGAUGAGACAUUUUUUAGCUUGACUGACCUCGCCUGGCGACGAUUGCUUGAGGCUGUCUCCCAUGCUGAGAGUGGCUUUCAUGAAAAGGCAAAGAUGGGGGCCAAAAAGGUCGGGGACUUUGUUGACAAGUUCCUUCGGCAUGAGAAAAAUAAACCGGUCUGGAAGCUGAUGGAUAACACCACAUUUGAGCCUUUCCAUUGA